Messenger RNA from Carassius auratus (goldfish), 786 nucleotides. It is a transcript of the gene agr1, whose product is annotated as anterior gradient 1. The transcript is spliced from 8 exons. The record is from RefSeq and is a predicted model, not a curated record. Gene Ontology annotation, cellular component: endoplasmic reticulum. The coding region runs from base 175 to 681 and encodes 168 amino acids. NCBI's taxonomy places the organism in Eukaryota, Metazoa, Chordata, Actinopteri, Cypriniformes, Cyprinidae.
UUGGCUAAACAAAUGUUAGAGGCAUUCUGCAUUGCCUGCAUGCAAAACCUGUUUGGGAGGUCACGCAUAGUGAGACUAUAAAAAUGUCUUAGAAUGUAGUAGUUGGCUUGGAGAGAAGGACAGUAAAUUCAGUUCACCCGUUUCAUCCCCGGACACAUAGCACAUAUUAUAAUCAUGCAGCACUGGAUGGUCUGCAUAUUACUUUUAUUUAUUGUGUUCUGUGAUGUCUCUACUCAAAGGAAAAAAAAGACUGUCCAAACUCUCUCAAGAGGUUGGGGCGAUGACAUCACCUGGGUUCAGACUUAUGAAGAAGGACUGUCUCAAGCGGUCAAAAGUAAGAAGCCUCUGAUGAUCAUUCAUCAUUUGGAGAAUUGUCCGCACAGUAAAGCUCUGAAAAAGGCUUUUGCUGAACAUCAAACCAUUCAAAAGCUGGCCAAAUCAGAUUUCAUCAUGCUCAAUUUAGUGCACGAGACUUCUGAUGACAACUUGGCUCCUGAUGGCUUUUAUGUACCCAGGAUCUUGUUUGUUGAUCCCUCACUGACUGUGCGAGCUGACAUUGCUGGAAAAUACGCCAACCGAAAGUAUGCAUACGAGCCGAGCGACGUGAACAUCUUGGCAGACAACAUGAUGAAAGCCAAGAUCCUGCUCAAGAGCGAACACAAGAAACAUACUGAUCUGUGAUGGAUAGAUGACGCUUACCAUUUUUCAAUACUUGAACACAAUUCGGGUUUCUUUGUGCAACUAACAAUAUUCAGUUUUCAAUAAAGUCUGUUAGUUAUAUUAACA